AUGGAAUCAAAAAUUUCAAAUUCCAUAGCCAUUUCAUUUUACCUUCUCCUUAUAAUAAACUUCUCUAUAGUUGAAUCGUCGAAUAAAAUUCACGCACAUCGCCCUUGUAAAACCCUAAGUUUUUACUUCCAUGACAUAUUAUACAAUGGUGAAAAUGCCAAAAAUGCAACAUCAGCUAUUGUUGGAGCUCCAGCAUGGGGAAAUCUUACAAAAUUAGCUGGACAAAAUAAUUUUGGAGAUUUAAUUGUAUUUGAUGAUCCAAUUACUUUGGAUAAUAAUAUUCAUUCAAAUCCAGUUGGAAGAGCACAAGGUUUUUAUAUUUAUGAUAAAAAAGAAAUAUUUACUUCAUGGUUAGGGUUUUCAUUUGUUUUUAAUUCAACUCAACAUAAAGGGAAUAUUAAUUUUGCUGGAGCUGAUCCAAUUAUGAAUAAAACUAGAGAUAUUUCUGUUAUUGGUGGAACUGGUGAUUUCUUCAUGACUAGAGGAAUUGCUACUAUCAUGACUGAUUCCUUUGAGGGUGAAGUUUAUUUUCGAUUACGAGUCGAUAUUAAACUUUACGAGUGCUGGUAAUAAUUUUAGACGUUACUAUGUUA
This is a messenger RNA of Solanum verrucosum, 593 nucleotides long. Its product is annotated as dirigent protein-like. The record is from RefSeq and is a predicted model, not a curated record. Lineage: Eukaryota; Viridiplantae; Streptophyta; Magnoliopsida; Solanales; Solanaceae. The coding region runs from base 1 to 570 and encodes 189 amino acids. The transcript has a single exon.